Molecule: messenger RNA, 789 nt
Organism: Aspergillus viridinutans
Lineage: Eukaryota; Fungi; Ascomycota; Eurotiomycetes; Eurotiales; Aspergillaceae
Exons: 2
Coding region: 1-789 (262 amino acids)
Biological process (GO): carbohydrate metabolic process; N-glycan processing
Cellular component (GO): Golgi membrane; endoplasmic reticulum
Molecular function (GO): mannosyl-oligosaccharide 1,2-alpha-mannosidase activity; calcium ion binding
Source: RefSeq, a predicted model, not a curated record
AUGCUUUACAAGUCUCGCACCUGGAUGGCUGAUGAGGUUACGCCGCUUUCUGGGACAACGCACAACUGGUUUGGUGGAUGGGGAGCCAACCUCGUCGAUAGCCUUGAUACCAUAUGGAUCAUGGGACUCCACGAGGAGUUCGAGGAAGCCGUGUCGGCAGUCGUCCAGAUCAAUUUUGAGACCAACUCUCUCAGCCAGAUCAAUACCUUUGAGACCAAUAUCCGAUACCUGGGUGGUCUGCUGGCGGCCUACGAUUUGAGUCGUGACAAACGCCUGCUAAAGAAAGUCAUCGAGGGUGGCGAAAUGCUCUACGCCGCGUUCGACACGCCUAAUUGCAUGUCCAUUACCCGGUGGGACUUUCAAAGAGCGGCUCGCGGUGAGGAACAGGUAGCGGCUGAGGGUGUACUGGUAGCAGAGAUCGGAUCCUUCACGCCGGAAUUCACCCGGCUCUCGCAAAUCACCGGCGACCCGAAGUGGUUUGAUGCGAUCCACCGCAUGAUGGAGAUUUUCUACCGCCAGCAGGACCUAACGAAACUGCCAGAAAUGUGGCCUGUGGACGUUAAAGCGCCAGAUUCAGUCUACGAGUACCUCCCUAAAAUGCAUGCGCUCAUCGGUGGUGUUCUUCCCAUGUACAAAAGCAGGUAUCGCGACGCGAUAGAUACUGCCAUUCGAUACAAUCUCUUCAGUCCAAUGACCCCUGACGAGGCUGAUAUCCUGGUUGCCGGCGCUGCGCGUAUUGUGCGCGAAGCCGAUCAGCCAAGCCGUGUCACUCUGGAGCCCAAGGGCUAG